This is a messenger RNA of Aphidius gifuensis, 7023 nucleotides long. RefSeq names its product rotatin (gene ana3). The transcript is spliced from 4 exons. Lineage: Eukaryota; Metazoa; Arthropoda; Insecta; Hymenoptera; Braconidae. Gene Ontology annotation, cellular component: centrosome; centriole; ciliary basal body. Bases 90 to 6527 code for a protein of 2145 amino acids. Gene Ontology annotation, biological process: centriole-centriole cohesion; ciliary basal body organization; centriole replication. The record is from RefSeq and is a predicted model, not a curated record.
ACCGUUUUAAUGUUAACCUAGCAAAAUGAAUUGAUAUAUUUAUAAUUUAAUUAUAUUUUAAUGUUGUUGUUUAUAGCCUGUUAGAAAAAAUGAUUAAUGCAAAUCCAAUAACAAAUGUACAUGUCGAAAAACUUGGUCAUAAAUUAAAUGAAAUUCGUUCACGAGCUUUGGACAAUAUAAUAUCAAAACUUGAUCAUGGUUUUGGUUGCAGUUGUGAAGCUGUAAAACGUGAGUUAUUCAAUAAAUUAUUUACCUGGUUUACUUUUGAUACAGUUCCUCAUCAAGACAAAGUUCUUGACCUGAUAAAACGUCUAAUAAUUAAUAAUUUUAUAAAUAUUGAAUCAUAUGGUAAACAACGUUUUCAAAAUGAAAUUGAUGUAUUACGUUCAAAGCUAAAACCAAUUUGGCAUGAAAAACUUGAUCAAAUUGAAGAAUCAGCAAUUAAACAAAGACCAAAUAAUCAAACAUACAGAAUAGAAUCAACAGUUAAUCAAAAACAACAACAACAAACUACCAAUUAUGAUCAAGAUAAUUUCGAAACUAUGCAAAAUGAUUAUCAAGAUAAUUAUCAUCAUCAACCUGAUGACAAUGAUCUAACAAUAAAUUUAGAAGACACAAUAACAACAGAACCAGGUACACCAAUAUCAAAAAGUACAGAUGGUGCAAUAAAAUGGCUUGUAAUGCCUUGGCAACCAUUAGUAACAUCAGACAUUGGUGUACUAUCAACAGUUGAAGAAGCACUUAAAAAUCAACAAGAUAAAAAUAUAAUAAUUCAUACAUGUCAAUUAAUAAGUGAUGUUAUGCUACAAGAUUUUCCAGCAGAAGUAUUUCUUCAACGACCAACAAUAAUAACAAUACUACAAAAUAUAAUAAAUAUAUCAAAUAAAAAAAAUGAUAAACAACUUAUUAUAACAGUAUUACGUGUUGUAUUAAAAUUAACAAGAUCAUUAAGAUAUCGUAUUUAUUAUUAUUGUGAACCAAGUAUUGCAAAUAAACGUCAACGUGUACUUGGUGGUUUAUUAGAUAGUUGUUGUUCAUCAACAUCAUCAACAUCAGCAUCAACAUCAACAAGACCAACAGAAAAUAUUGAUAAUAGAAAAAAUAAUUUUAAUAAUUAUCAGCAUAGUCAAACAACAGAUAGAAGUCAAAGUUUUGAUACAACUGAUGAUUCAAUAUUACAGUUACAACAAAUAUUAUUACCUGGUUAUUGUAUUGAAACAAUGGGUUAUAUAUUAAAAUUAUUAAUACAACAAGAUGAUAAUUAUCGACAACUUGAAAUAACAAAAUUAAUCAUGGAUGUAUUAUUUGAACUUGUUGAGUUGCUGAAUGUCAUACUGAUGCCAUCAAUAUGGCUAUGUAAUAAUGAAUUGUCAAUGAAAAUACAUCAUGAUUUAAAAACACUUAUGAUAUUGUAUGCUGAUGUACUUGAAAUAUAUAGAAAUUAUUGUACAAUUGAUUAUUUAAAAAUAACAUAUUUAUAUACACUGAGUUUAGUUAUGAAAAUGUUGAGCUCAUUGGUACCACUUGAAAUUGCUGAUUUUGUAUUACCUAAAAAGCUAAAGCUUGAACUAACAUUGACAAUAAUUGAUGCAACAAUAUAUUUAAAUUAUCCAAAUUUUCAUUUAAAUAUACAAAAUUAUACUAGAAAAUUUAAUGAUAAUGAUGAAAUUGAAUUAUUAAAGCUAUUUGAUGAAACAAAAGUUAUAACAAAGUCAAUGAAAUCAGCAAUAUUAAUACUCAAAAAUGAUGAUACAAUUAUUGAUAAAAAUAUAAUUAAAAUAAUGUAUAAUUCAAAACGUUCAAUAAUAUAUCAUAAAAAUUUUGCUAUAAUUAAAAAAUAUUUUUAUUAUUUUUCAAUUAUUAAUGAUGAUAUUGAUGAUGAUGAUAAAAGUUUGAUAAAUAAGCUAUUACUUUAUUUAUUGGCAAAUUCAGAUGAUGAUAUUAGAUAUGAAAGUUACAAAGAAUGUCUUAAAAUUAUAUCAUUAAUAUUAGGAUUAGAAUUACCAGUAAAUAAUAAAGAUUGGAAAUCAAUAUCAUGCUUAUUUGAUUCAAAAAUAUUAACUGAAAUAAUAUGUCAUGGUUUAAAUGAUGAUGUUGAAAAUAUAAAAAAUAUUGCACAAGAUAUAAUGAUUCUGCUGUUAAAAGGUAAAUUACAAAUGGGUAAUAAUGGUUGGAUGAAUUUUUUAAAUUCAUUACUACCAAUAAUAUCAUUAUUACAAUGUCAUGCUGAUAAUAUUACAAUACUUGGUAAAUGUAUUUUAAAAAUGUUUGAUCCAGAUAUAUCAGAAGAAUUAAAUAUUGAAUUACUUGAUGUAUUAAAAUGUAAUAUUAGAUUUUUAUAUUCAUCAAAUGAUAAAAUAAGAGAUGAAGCUAUUUAUCGUUUAAUUUAUCUUCUUGGUAUUGAUAAAAAUUCAAGUCAAAAAUUACCAAAAUUAUUAACGCUACAUGGUUUACCAUUAUCAUCAAUAUUUAUAAUAAAUACACCAUCAUUUAUUUAUAAAUUUAUUGGUAAUUAUCAAGAAAAUAAUUUACUAUCUUUAUUAGAUAUGUUAAAAUAUGAUAAUAUUGAACCAAGUACUAAAAAAUCAGCAAUUGUACAAAUUAAUGUUAUGCUAACAGAUAAAAAAUUACAUAAAUUAUUUUUAUCAAACAAUGGAUUAAGUAUAAUAUUAACAAUAUUUGAUAAAUGUUUAAUUGAUAAUAAUUAUGAUUAUCAUACUGAUACAGUUAUUCCAAUUAUUGGUAUUAUUAAAUUGUUAUUGCUAUCAACGAAUAUUAUAAUACAUGAUUUAUCAAUGCGUAUUGAUGUAUUAUUUAAUAUAUUAAGAACAAUAUUUUUAUAUCCAAAUAAUGAUGUUGUUAAAAAUGAUGUUAGUCAGGUGUUAUUUAUAUUAUUAUACAGUGAAUUUAUUAUGAAAAAUUUUGAUAAUGAAAAAGGCUCACCAUCAUUACCAGCAAUUAUUAUAAAUAAUAUGUUGCCACCAUUUAUUUGUAAAACACAUUGGAAAUUAAGUCCUAAUAAUACGAAAAAUAUAGACUUUAUUAAAAUUAGUUCGAAUCAAUUGUCGAUGGAAUUUAUACGUCAAUAUUGGAUAUGGGAAUGGUACAAUGGUGAUGAUGUAUUAUGGACUGAUUUUGAUAUUAUAAAUAAACAAAAUAUAUCAGAUAAUUUAAUGAUAAACAAUGAUGAAUUUAUAAAUUUAAAAUUAUCAUCAACUGGCUACUGUUCACAUAAUCAAUUGACAAUAAUACAAAAUUCAAAUAGUCACAUUGAAGUUACAAAUUCAAUUGAUUAUUUAUGGAUGUAUAUUAAAUUAACAAAUAUCAUUAAAUCAAAUAAUAAUUUAUUAAUUUUGAAAACAUUAAAAUGGGAAUAUACAUUUGAAAAAUUUUUAUUAUCACAUCCAACUUGUAAAGAUGAUUGUGAUUUAUUUGUUGAUGUACUUGAUUAUUUAAAUUUAUUAAUAAAUAUUAUAAAUGAUGAUAACAUUAUUAUUUGGUUAAGUAAAACAAUGAAAAAUAUGACAAAAUCAUUGUCUGAUUUAUUGAAAAAUUUAGAUAAAAAUUAUCAAAAUAUACAUUAUUCAGUAUUAAAACUUGUACGUUCAUGUUCAAGUUUAGAAAAAAAUUUAUCAAUUGAUAAUAACAGCAAUGAUAAUGAUGAUGAUAAUAAUUGGAGUAAUUUUAUUGAACUUGUUAUAUCAAAUUUAUCACCAGGUGAUCAACAACAUUUUUAUAAUUUAGUAUAUCUUGAUUGGUUAUUAACAUCACUUGCAUAUUUAACAUCAAAAUGUCAAUGGAAAACUAAAAAAAAAAAUUUAAUUAAUCUAGGUAAUUCAUUGAUUGAGCUAAUAAUGAGUUUUCAUUUAAAUGGUGCAUUUAGUUUUAUGGGUUUAUCAAUGACUAAAAAUUCAAUAAUAUGUUUAAAUCAUGUAUUACAACAUGUAACAUAUAAUUAUGAUGAUUCAUCAAUAUUUUGGUAUAAUGAUAAUAGAACAUUAACAUGGUUACCAACAUUAUGGAUUAACAGAGAUCCACUUGUACGUGCAUCAGCAUUACAAUUUUUAGCUGGUUUAUUAAGAACCCAACAUACAGCUGAACAAUUAUUACAUGCACUUGCAUUAGCACCAAGUGAAUUAUGUCAAUCAUUAAUUAAAUUUAUAAUUAAUCGUGAUGAAGCAUCAAUUGUUAGAGAACAAGCAUGUCUUGCAUUAUCAAGUAUUAUUAAAAAUUCAAACAACGAUAAAGCAAAAUAUACUGAAUCAUUAAAAACAAAUGCAAUUUUAAUUUAUAUUGAACAAAAUAAUGUUUAUCAUGAAAUAUCAAUUAUUUUAGCAAAUAUAUUUUUACCACAAAGUCUUGAUGAUAUUAAUUACAACGAAAAAUCAUAUGAAUCAUCUGUUAAAUCUUUAUCAUCAUCAUCAACAACAACACCAACUGCAACAAUAACAAGUGAUAAAACUUGGUCAUUUACAACAAAAUCAGUACUACAAUAUUAUCAUUGUAUUGAUGAAUUAUCUGAUAAAUUAAAUGACAAUAAUGACAGUAAUAAUUUACCUCAAUUAUUAGCAACACCAUCACUUGUAACAUCAAUAUGUAAUUUUUUAAAUAAUUUAAUAAUCAUUGGUGAACGUGAUGUUGUUGAUAAAAUAUAUGAAAAUUCAUUGGAUAAAUAUUUUAUUGGUUGUUUUAUGGAUAUUAAAAAAAUAUAUGAAACAAUAAUAACAUCAUCAUGUAUUGAUAAUAUUAUUGAAAUGUUUAUUGGUAUUAUAACAGUAUUAACAAAUUGUAUAACAUAUUGUGAAGAAUUUGCAACAAUUAUUAAUUUUAGUCCUGAUUUUUUUUAUCAAUUAUUUGAUUUUUUAAAUGAUAAAAAAUAUAGUUAUACAAAUAAUAAUAAUAUGGAGUAUAUAAAAAGUCUUAAAAUUAAAUUAAAAACAGAAAUAUUUAAUUUUAUAAGUAUCAUGUCAUUGACUGAUAGUCAACAUAUUGAAAGUAUAAAAACAGCAAUUGAUCUAAUUGGAUCAGAUGUAUUAUUUAAAUCAAUAGCUAAUUCAAUAUCUUGUGAUAAUAAUAACUUACGUAUGAGUUGUAUUGCAUGUCUUGGUUAUUUAUUAUCACAAGAAAUAACAAAUAAUAUUAAUAAUAAUAAUAAUGAAUUAUCAUUUAGUAAAAUAAUGGAUAAUACAAUUAUACAAGAAUAUUAUGAUGAUGAUAAUAAGCUAUGUCAAGUACUUGUUAAUAUAAAUAAAUUAACAAUUAAAAAAAAUGAUGUUAAUAAUGAAAAAAUAAAUAUUAAAGAAUCAACAGUAUCUGGUAAAAUUUGUAAAACAUUAAUACAUUUAUUAAUUGCUCAUAAUUAUGCAAAAACUAAAAAAAUUAAUAAAAAAUUACAACGUGAUAAAGAUUUAAUAAUAUCAUGUUUAACAAAUUUAUUAUGUGUAUCAAUUGAAGCUAAAAAAAUAUCAAUUGAUAAUAAUUUACCUGAUACAUGUUUACUUAUACUUAAAGAAAUAUUUACUGAAUUAAAUUUACAACCAUAUCAUAUACAACGUACAAGCUCAGAAAAAAAACAAAAUCCAUUAUUUAAUGAAUUAAAAAAAUAUUUUAAUUUAUUAAUGAAUUUUUCGAGUAAUUAUUGUGAUGGUAAAAUAAUUUUAGCUAAAAAUGGAAUAACAGAUAUGAUACAUAAAUUAUGGGCUUGGAUUGGAUUAAAUGAUUCAACACUUGUAUCUGUACUUAAAUUAAUAGCAACAUUAACAACAAAUUGUCCAGAAGCUGCUCAAUCAUUGACCUUGACAACAACACUUCCAGGAACAGGUUUACGUAAAACACCAAAUACAAUAUCAUUAUUAAACGUAAUAAUAAAUUUAGUAACACGUGAAAUUGAUAAAUCAAGUCAAUUUUUUAAUAACGAAAAAUUACAUUAUUCAUUUCAUAUAUUACGUAAUUCAGUUCAUGUACAUGAAUGUCGUAUUGUCAUAACAAAAAGUAAUUUAUUACAAUUUUUUACAAAAAUUCAUCCAUUAACAACAAAACGUAUUAAACCAUGGCCACUAAUUGAAAUAUAUUGUUUAGAAUUUUUAAUUGAUUUUACAUAUUACGAUGAAGGACAAUUAAUUGUACCAAAAAUUAUUGAUGGUUUUGAUGUUAUAAUUGAGCUAACAAAAUGUAAAACAAUAACAACUAAAUUAUUAUCAUUAUCAAUAUUACGAAAUUUAGUAUUUAAUAUAUCAAAUCGUCCAAGAAUAUUGGGUUCAAUUGAAUUUAUAAAUAUUUUACGUGAUAUACUUAAGAGUGGUAGUGUUGCAGAAAUUGGUAUUGUUGGAUCAAUUUUGUGGUCAUUAAUUACAAAUAAUCAUAAGGGUAAAUUAAUUAUAAAAUCAGCUGGUUUUUUACAAUAUAUUAAAGAAUGUCUUGGUCGUUUAACAUUAUUUAAAGAUCAAAAUAAUUGUCAAGAACUUGGAAAAAUGUUACAAUAUGUUAUUAGUAUUCUCAGUAAUUCAGAUUCAAAUGACGUUGAUUAAUUUAAAUUGUUAAAUAAUAAUACAAUUUGUAAAUAACAAUUUUUUUUUUUUAUUUAAAAAUAAAUAUAUUUAUAUUUUUUUUCAACUUUAUAAUUAAUAAAAUUGUCAAUUUGUUUUUUUGUUUUUUUAAAUAUUUAAAUAUUUAUUUUUUAAGGAAAAAAAAAAGGUGAGUUUAUUUUUAUAAAAUUAAUUCAAAAUUAUAUGAUAAUUAAUUAUGUAAUUUGUGGUUUUCAGAUUAUUUACUUGAUAGUGAAUUUUAAAUAAUAAAUAAUUAUAAUACUCCAGAUGUUUAUGACGUAAAAGACCACAUGGAAAUUGAAAAAAAUAAAAUAAAUAUAUCAAGACUAUAAAUAUAUAUACAUCAAGACAAGGAGUCAUCAGAAUGCUGCAUUCAUUGAUAUAUUCUCUUUUCGAAUAAUGAAAAAUAAUUCAACAUGAUAAACAGGAAAAAAUCAUCAUCCAAGGACAAAUAAAGAAAUUGAAUUUUCAAAUAAAA